CUGUCUGCUAUCACCACUUCGAUUCAUGGUCGAAUGGAAACGCGUCUUUUUUUGGCGGCACUACGAAUGUAUUUGCCGGUAUUUUUCUUCAUUUGCGUUCUGAACGGCGUUCAACAAUAUGGUGCUGAAAACUGAUAAUCCCGCGGAGUCUUUACUGUCGGAGCCUAACAAAGGACUAGCGCAGACGUUCGAGAGGAAGAGACUUGAGUACAAAGACUCGAGUGCUGUAUUUUUUCAGGAAUCCGGAGAUUUUUCAAAACAGUUCGCGCACGUGUACUCUGUUCGGCUCGCCGAGCUAAGGACGGUUCUUUCAGAACUGGUCUCUGUGAAAUGGCAGAAACUUAAAAUUACGAGGCUAGCGGAUCUGGAAAAAUUGGAACACAGGAGAUGCAUUGUGAUCGGCACGUUGUUCAAACAUCAGCAAUGGAAACCAUCGAUUUUAAGGGAACUAAGCGAUGAACAUCAGUUGACUCACCAGGUAUCUAGAGAAAAUUAUUGCUCCGAAGACGAUCAAGCUUUCCUCGAGGACGAGAUGCUCCGUGUCAAACUAGUGGGAAGUUGCGUCGAUAUUAAAAAUAUAAUCACCGGUGUAGUUUGCGCAGUGAUAGGCCAUGAAAAAGAAGAUGGCACUUUCCUUGUUGAGAAUUUCUAUUUUCCUGGGCACAUACCCAAAAGUCCUGCAUCGUACUCUGCUAGUCAAGGAAAAUUACUUUUCAUCUCUGGGCUGGAUAUGACUACUGGUGAUAACUUACAGCUUAAUCUUUUAAACGAAUGGAUAUGCGGCAUGAUCGGCGAUCCUAAUUCACAAAACAAGGUGUCAUCCAUUGUCCGAGUCAUUAUAGCAGGAAACAGCGUGAGAUCUUCUGCGAUGGCUCACCAUAGUAAAGGGCACAUGGAAGGAAGGGCUCAAGAUAUCAUGUUUGCUAAAGAAGUGUCUGAUUCUACGAAGCGAUUGGAUGAAUUUCUUAAAACAAUUGUAGAAUGUUGUAGCGUUACUCUAAUGCCAGGUCAACACGAUCCUACCAAUGUUAUGAUACCACAGAGAGUGUUACAUCCUUGCCUAUUGCCAAUAACAUCCAGACACAAGAAUUUCCGAGGUGGCUCUAAUCCAUGGAUUGGAAAAGUUGGCUCCCGUGUAGUAAUGGGAUCCAGUGGACAACCGAUUAAAGACAUCAUGAAAGUAAGUGGUGUUACAAGUGUAACUGCUCUGGAAUGGCUUGAAAGAACACUCGAAUGGAGACAUUUAUGCCCAACCGCACCAGACACUUUACCUUCGUUUCCUUACUGUGAGAAAGAUUCGUUCAUAAUGAACGUUUCCCCCGAUGUGUAUUUCAUGGGUAAUGCAAAUAAAUUUGAAACAAAAUUAGUAACAGGAAUUGAAAACCAGAAAACCAGGUUGGUGUGCAUCCCACGUUUUUAUCAGACAAAAACAGUGAUUUUAGUAGAUAUGGAAUCCUUGGAUGUUCAGCCAAUUUCAUUUGGUGCUAAAUUAUAAUAGAGUAUACUUUUUAAUAUUUUUCACAUGGUAGAAUAUAUUUAUGUAUUAAAAGUCAUGUUGGCAAACAUCUAUUUACAUUAAAAAUAUUUUUAUAAAUCA
Molecule: messenger RNA, 1597 nt
Organism: Orussus abietinus
Lineage: Eukaryota; Metazoa; Arthropoda; Insecta; Hymenoptera; Orussidae
Product: DNA polymerase delta small subunit-like
Exons: 5
Coding region: 119-1495 (458 amino acids)
Biological process (GO): DNA replication; DNA strand elongation involved in DNA replication
Cellular component (GO): delta DNA polymerase complex
Molecular function (GO): DNA binding
Source: RefSeq, a predicted model, not a curated record